CCAUCACAUCCGCACCGAUGGUCACCGAAGUACAGACUUCAGUGGGAGGACGUUCCGUCGACAACCUUGUAUCGAAGCUGCGGCGUCGGCAAGUGGUGGGAUCGCGAGAGACUGCCCUUGAAACAGUCCUUGUCCUCCGACAAGUGGUAUCGAAAGCCCGGUUCUCCAAUUUCGAGCAGCUUAUCGACCUGAUUCGGGCGGUGGGACGAAAACUAGUAGAGGCUCAACCUAAAGAACAUACUGUUGGUAACACCGUGCGGAAAGUACUACACCACAUACGAGAGGAAUACUCGACCGUCAAAGAAGGGACGUCGAUCGCUCCGACUACCAAUGCACCUACAGCUUUCUCCAUCGCGAAGUUCGUGCUCCAGGGCCAACCGCGACAGCAAGCUGCCACCGCGAAGUCAGAAGAGAGAACAACACUGAAGGAGAAAGACACCGAUGAUCCCGAUUCAUUCGCACGUGGCCUCAAGCCGGUGCUCAUGGAAGCCAUCCAAGAUGUUCUGGAUGAAUUGGAGACGGUAUACGACAACGUUUCGAAGAAUGCAAAAGACCAUAUCCAUUCAGACGAAAUCAUUCUCACUAUUGGAAUGUCCAAGACUGUCGAAGCCUUCCUCAAAGCAGCAGCGAAAGACAGAAAAUAUACUGUCAUAGUUGCAGAGAGUGCCCCUUCAUACAGCGGCCAUGACAUGGCACGAGCCUUGUCGGCAGCCGGCAUCUCCGCGUUCCUGGUCCCCGACUCCUCCAUUUACGCCCUCAUGUCCCGCGUGAACAAGCUCAUCGUCGGGUCACAUGCCAUACUCGCCAAUGGCGGUAUGUUUGCCGUAACGGGUACUUUAAUGGCUGCGACAGCUGCACGGGCACAUAGCACGCCUAUCGUUGUUUGCGCUGGACAAUUCAAGUUAACGCCCUUAUGGAACCUGUAUCACGAAUACGGCGCGCUAGACUUCGCAGAUCCCAGUGCAGUGCUUGGUUUCGAGGAGGGAGACUUGGUGGAUAAAGUCGACGUGGUGAACCCAUUCUACGACUACGUUCGGCCGGAGAUGGUUGACGUUUAUAUCACGAAUGAUGGCGAUCAUCCGCCUUCUUCAAUCUAUCGACUUAUCAAGGAAACCUACGACGACGACGAACUGUAAUACCCGUGGGAUAUGGACGUACACUGCGCGGGCUGCACCAUUCGAAUUUGCGUUCACCUGGAAGACUAAGAUACUUACAUGUACUAUAAUACAACACCGGCACGUCGUUCUCGUCAUCAAUAGAAUGUAGCUGUAGGUUCUAGACAUCGACGACUGCAACGAUUGCAAUGCGCCGAUCCCCGUAGCCCUUGCUUAGCACAAGCGAAAAUCGACCCGAAGC
Molecule: messenger RNA, 1356 nt
Organism: Punctularia strigosozonata HHB-11173 SS5
Lineage: Eukaryota; Fungi; Basidiomycota; Agaricomycetes; Corticiales; Punctulariaceae
Product: nagb/rpia/CoA transferase-like protein
Exons: 7
Coding region: 18-1136 (372 amino acids)
Biological process (GO): translational initiation
Cellular component (GO): eukaryotic translation initiation factor 2B complex
Molecular function (GO): guanyl-nucleotide exchange factor activity; translation initiation factor activity
Source: RefSeq, a predicted model, not a curated record